Carcharodon carcharias (great white shark) is the source of this 2550-nucleotide messenger RNA. It is a transcript of the gene eif3s6ip, whose product is annotated as eukaryotic translation initiation factor 3, subunit 6 interacting protein. The transcript has 15 exons. The record is from RefSeq and is a predicted model, not a curated record. Bases 111 to 1796 code for a protein of 561 amino acids. Gene Ontology annotation, molecular function: translation initiation factor activity; protein binding. Gene Ontology annotation, cellular component: cytoplasm; eukaryotic translation initiation factor 3 complex. Gene Ontology annotation, biological process: translational initiation. Lineage: Eukaryota; Metazoa; Chordata; Chondrichthyes; Lamniformes; Lamnidae.
GGGGAACCUUUCCUGCAGGGCACCAGAGGCCGGGUGGCUGUGACUUCUUGUCUCUCUGGAAAAUUCAAUUGAAAAAAUUAUAUAAUUGUGUUUUUUUCGGUGGGGGGGAGAUGUCGGCUUUUACGGACGAAUAUGCGACGGAGUACGAUCCAUAUGCCUACAAUGCCGAUUAUGACCUUCACACUGGUGACCCCAAACAGGACCUUGCUUACGAGCGGCAGUAUGAACAGCAAACUUAUCACGUGAUCCCGGAAGUAAUCAAAAACUUCAUCCAGUACUUCCACAAAACUGUUACUGACCUGAUCGACCAGAAGGUCUACGAGUUACAGUCUAAUCGUGUGUCCAGCGAUGUGAUUGAACAGAAGCUUUAUGAAAUUCAGGAUAUCUAUGAAAACAGCUGGAACAAAUUGACAGAAAGGUUCUUCAAAAACUCCCCUUGGCCUGAGGCAGAAGCUAUUGCAUCCAUAUGUCGAAAUGAUGCUGUUUUUAUUAUUCUAUACAAGGAGCUCUACUACAGACACAUUUACGCUAAAGUCAGCGGAGGGCCUACGUUGGAGCAGAGGUUUGAAUCGUACUACAAUUACUGCAAUCUGUUCAACUACAUUCUGAAUGCAGACGGCCCAGUCCCUCUGGAGCUCCCGAACCAGUGGCUGUGGGACAUCAUUGACGAGUUCAUUUACCAGUUCCAGUCUUUUAGUCAGUACCGCUGCAAAACAGCCAAGAAGACGGAAGAGGAAAUUGAAUUCCUGCGGUCAAAUCCCAAAAUCUGGAACGUUCACAGUGUCCUCAAUGUCCUGCACUCCUUGGUCGACAAAUCCAACAUCAACCGGCAAUUAGAGGUCUACACCAGUGGAGGAGAUCCUGAGAGUGUUGCUGGGGAGUAUGGACGUCAUUCCCUAUACAAAAUGCUGGGAUACUUCAGCUUGGUUGGACUCCUGCGUCUCCACUCACUGCUCGGCGAUUACUACCAGGCCAUCAAAGUGCUCGAGAACAUUGAACUCAAUAAAAAGAGUAUGUACUCCCGAGUGCCAGAGUGUCAGGUUACAACUUAUUACUAUGUGGGUUUCGCCUACCUGAUGAUGCGCCGUUACCAGGAUUCUAUCCGUGUGUUUGCCAACAUAUUGCUGUACAUUCAGAGAACCAAGAACAUGUUUCAGCGGUCGACCUAUAAAUAUGAAAUGAUCAACAAACAGAAUGAGCAGAUGCAUAGUCUGUUGGCAAUUGCCCUGACGCUGUACCCAAUGAGGAUUGAUGAGAGCAUCCACACUCAGCUGCGAGAGAAGUAUGGAGACAAAAUGCUGCGGAUGCAGAAAGGCGAGAUGCAGAUUUUUGAGGAGCUGUUCAGUUUUGCUUGUCCCAAGUUCCUGUCACCGGUGGUGCCAAAUUAUGACUCCGUCCAUCCCAACUACCACAAGGAGCCCUUCCUACAGCAGCUGAAAGUGUUUAUGGAUGAGGUGCAGCAACAGUCUGUACUGUCCACUAUACGUAGUUUCUUGAAGCUGUAUACCACAAUGCCUGUUGUCAAGCUGGCUGGAUUUCUCGACAUGACUGAGCAGGAGUUCCGCAUCAACCUCUUGGUCUUCAAGCACAAGAUGAAGAACCUGGUAUGGACAAGUGGGAUCUCAGCCCUGGAUGGCGAAUUUCAAUCUGCGUCUGAGGUUGACUUCUACAUUGAUAAGGACAUGAUCCACAUUGCAGACACCAAAGUGGCCCGACGAUAUGGUGACUUCUUCAUCAGGCAGAUUCACAAAUUUGAAGAGCUCAACAGAAGCUUGAAGAAAAUCAACCCCCGAUAAUGUACCUACAGCAGCAAACGGUCAACCAAAAAAGUUGCUGCUUCUCCAAGAGCACAGUGAUGGAUGGUUGCCGUGCAAGUUGUCCUGAUGUAACUAGGGCUUUUUGAUAUCUGAACGGCUAGGUGCGUUGCUUGGUUAAAUGUGGUCGAGAGAUCAGUUUUAAAAGCAUCCAAGCUCAAAAUCUACCACUUACACCUUGGUAACAAAAUCAUUUGCCUUCUGUUUUAUAAUAUAUACAGCACAUAUUCUUCGCCUACCUUUUGCUCAAUGUGAGCUGAUACAGGCAAUUUGCAGAGGAUGAUGUGAUACUGAAGAGGAAAAUUUCCAGUCUUCUGAAUUAAUUGAUACCGGAACAUUCAUAAAAGCAAAAAGCCUGCGAGUUCAGGCUGUAUGUAUUAUAAAAUAAUAACUGGUUACUGUUAUUACAAAUCCUUGGUUAAUGAUGCAUUCCUAAUUCAACUAGCACCUCACUAGUUGAAUUCACACCCUCUGGUGUUCUGUGUGAAUACAGAUAAUGAACACACACUGAAGGGUGUUGCUCCCCAUCUCUUAAAUUAAAUUUCAAGUGAAUCCGCACCUAAUGGAACGAGGUGUCACAGUCCAGUUAUUUUGGAUAAUUGGUUACAAGUUAGCUAUCUACAAAACUCCUGCCUCUGUAACUCAUCUAUGACUGAUUUCAUGUCCAUUGGCUAUCUGCAUGUGUUUGGAUAUCAGAUGUAAUACCAGGCCUUUCAAUUAAAAUGUACUUGCUGUC